AUGUCCUACGGCAGGCAGCUGGCCUACGCGCCGACGCCCUACAUUCCGCGCUCCAAUCUCUCCGCGACCAUCAACCUUGAUGAGGAAGUCAAGCUCUCUACGACCAAUGCCGAGCGCGACUUGAACGACUCGCUCGCCGAGAUCUACAGCAUCAUCAUCACGCUCGACGCCAUAGAAAAGGCCUACCUCAAAGACUCCAUCGCCGAAGCCGACUACACCGAGACAUGCAACCGCUUGAUGAAGCAGUACAAGUCCAAUCUUGCCAAUGAGACUGUCGCGCGAGCAUUCGGUGACCUGGAUCAGUUUGCAAAGGAAUGGCAUAUGGAAUGUCCCCGAGCUAUCGAACGACUGCGCGUUGGCAUACCCGCUACCGUCGAACAGGGACCAUCACGACCGGCUCAGUCAGGCGACUUUGCUGACGCCACGCUGGUCGUCAACGCGACCGAGACCUUCAUCACUCUGCUCGACGCCAUCAAGAUCGGGCUGGUGGAGAAGGACACCCUACACCCUCUCCUUGUCGAGAUCAUCCAGGCUGUCAACAAGGUCACAGAUGUCGAAUUCGAGAAUAAGGGCAAGAUUGUGCAGUGGCUGAUCACUCUGAACCAAAUGCGGGCCGCCGAGAAACUGAGCGAUGAGCAGUCGCGCGAGUUCCAAUUCGACAUGGACCAAGCAUACUACGGCUUUAAGACAACCCUAAAGAAGGCUUGA
Messenger RNA from Alternaria ventricosa, 708 nucleotides. RefSeq lists its product as uncharacterized. Bases 1 to 708 code for a protein of 235 amino acids. Gene Ontology annotation, biological process: protein transport to vacuole involved in ubiquitin-dependent protein catabolic process via the multivesicular body sorting pathway. The record is from RefSeq and is a predicted model, not a curated record. Lineage: Eukaryota; Fungi; Ascomycota; Dothideomycetes; Pleosporales; Pleosporaceae. Gene Ontology annotation, cellular component: ESCRT I complex. The transcript is spliced from 3 exons. Gene Ontology annotation, molecular function: protein-containing complex binding.